Molecule: messenger RNA, 1098 nt
Organism: Olea europaea var. sylvestris
Lineage: Eukaryota; Viridiplantae; Streptophyta; Magnoliopsida; Lamiales; Oleaceae
Exons: 7
Coding region: 1-1098 (365 amino acids)
Source: RefSeq, a predicted model, not a curated record
AUGGAAGAGGAGGCUCAGGGUCUUGUGCGGGAUUUAGGCAUUCCACACACCCCAGACGAAGAGAUGUCUGAUCCGAGCCUGGACCAAGAUUGGGUAUCUGAUCGACGAUCACCUCCGCCGAAGGUAUCGCCGCCACCAUUGACAUCACCUCCGUCGAAAGUAUCAUCCCCGCCAUUGGCAUCACCUCCGUCAAGGGCAUCACCGCCGCUAGUGACAUCACCUCCGUCGGGGCCAUCGCCGUCGCCAUUGGCAUCACCUCCGUCCAAACACCUCCCCCGUGUGUCUCCGGGGCACGGUGAUAAUUUGUAUGCCCGUUUGACUGGAUUUAUAGCGGAGGAGGUCGGCGCGCUACGACGAGAUUUGACGGAGAGGGUCGACGAUCUGGCAGGGAAGGUCGACUAUCUGACAGGGAGGCGUGAUGAGACAUUGGAGUCAUUGUGGUUGUCUAUGGAGGGGGUGACCCCGAUGAGGAUGGGAGAGGGGACUACGAAGGGGGUAACCCCGACUGGAGGGGCGGAGGAGGUGGCAAUGGAGGGGGAGGCCCCGACGGGAGGGGCGGAGGUGGUGGCGACGGAGAGGGAGGCCCCGAUGGGAGGGGUGGAGGAGGUGGCCCCGGAGGUAAAGAGGACGCCCGGCGUGAUUGAGGGUAAGAGACAUGCUGUUAACGAGACUGAGCAGGUGGUCGGCAAGAGGUUGAGAGUGUCGUCACAGUAUAUUGUUUCCCCCUUCACGGCUGAGGCCAAGAGGAGGACAGUUAGCCGCACGAUAGGUCAAAUGACGGUCUCGGACCCUUACAAGUGGUUCCACGAUAUCACCACUGCGGGAGCUUGGCUCACUGACGAUCACAUCGACCUCGCCAUGGACUUGCUGCGAGAUCGAGCUCAAAGACAUCCAAAAUCAUUUGAUGUCCAUGGUCGAGUCAUAUUAAACACUGAGUUCCUGCGUGCCGUUACAAUAGAGUAUCAGUCGUUCGAACUUAUGAGUAAUGAGUACACGGUGCCAGAAUAUAUGCUCGAGUGGACGAGCGGGGAUAAAUGUACAGGACAGAUUGCGGAUCGUUCGGAACACGACGACAGCGCGACAGUCCGUAAGCGUUGA